GCUCCCAUUCCUUCUGUUUUUUUUAGUGGGUUUGCUCUGCAAGGGAUUCACCAGUAUGAUGUUCUUGUUUACAGCCACCUUGACCAUCCUGGCACUCACUUCCCUGGACCAGGUGGAUUCUUCAGCCUAUGACAAGAUAGUCACACACAGUCGCAUCAGGGCUAAGAAGGAAGGGCCCAAUGUGUGCGCUUUACAGCAGGUCAUGGGGACGAAGAAAAAGUACUUCAGCACAUGCAGGAACUGGUACAAGAAAUCCAUCUGUGGCAAGAAGGCGAUGAUAUUAUAUGAGUGCUGCCCAGGUUAUAUGAAGUUAGAUGGGAUGCGUGGUUGCCCUGCAGUGGCCCCUAUCGACAGUGUUUAUGGCACCCUGGAUCUGGUGAAAGCCAAGAUCACCCAGCAAUACGCUGACCAAUCAAAACUGAGAGAAGAAAUCGAGGGAGCAGGAUCUUACACAAUGUUUGCUCCGAGUGACGAUGCCUGGAAAGAGUUAGAUCCUGCAUUGAAAGCAGCCAUGGUCAGCAGUGGAAACACUGAGCUUUACAAUGCACUUCACUAUCACAUGGUCAACAAACGGCUUGUAACUAAGGACCUGAAGAAUGAUAUGACCCUGAAAUCCAUGUAUAACAAACAAGGCCUUUAUAUCAAUCACUACUCGAAUGGAGUUGUCACUGUGAACUGUGCCCGGAUUAUUCACGGCAACCAGGUGGCCACUAAUGGAGUUGUGCAUGUCAUUGAUCGGGUCAUCAGCCCCAUAAGCCAAACGAUAAAGGAUGUGAUCGAAAAAAAUGAUCAGCUGACUACACUGAACACAGUUGCUGUGAAUUCGGGUCUCCAGAACCAACUGAAAGAGCCCGGUCACUACACACUAUUUGCUCCAACCAACGAGGCCUUUGAUAAACUAAACAGCGAUGUCCUGGAGAGACUUAUGAGCGACACAACUGUACUUCAAGCCCUUUUGCAGUACCACCUCCUGAACUCGGCGCAGUGCUCUGAGGCCAUUAUGGCCGGCUCCAUCUACGAGACUCUUGAGGGCAGUAAUAUUGAGAUCGGGUGCGAUGGUGAGAGCCUUACGGUCAAUGGUAUCAAGAUGGUGCUGAAGAAGGACAUUGUCACCAGCAAUGGGGUCAUUCAUUUGAUCGACCAGGUCCUCAUGCCUGACUCGGCCAAGCAGGUGAUGGAGCUUGUGGGCAAAUCUCAGAGCACUUUUGGUGACAUGGUGUCCGAGCUCGGCCUCUCUGCAGCCUUACAGCCUGAGACUGAGUAUACUCUUCUCGCCCCACUGAAUGGAGCCUUCUCCGAUGAGGUAAUGUCCAUGGAUCAGCGUCUCCUGAAGACUAUUCUGGAAAACCACAUCGUGAAAUUCAAGGUCUCUCUGAACGAACUCUACAACGGCCAGAUGCUCGAGACCCUUGGAGGAAAACUGCUCCGAGUCUUUAUUUAUCGCACGGCUGUGUGUAUUGAGAAUGCAUGUAUGGUCAGAGGCAGCAGAGAAGGCAGUAAUGGAGUCCUUCAUCUCAUGAGGUCCCUGAUCCAGCCACCCCAGGCGACCAUCUAUGAGCUGCUCUUGAACGACGGACGAUUCAAAAUCUUCCUGUCUCUGAUGGAGAGUGCUGGACUGACAGACCUGCUGAAGCAGGAGGGAUCGUACACACUCUUUGCUCCUAUCGAUGCUUCCUUUGGCACACUGACAGAGGAUGACAUCACUCUUUUAAAAAGUGACAUGAACGCGCUCAGGACAAUCCUGCUCUACCAUUUUAGCAAUGGCAUCUUUAUUAAUGGAGGACUGGAGGGUGGAGUGACUAAUCUUCUCAAGACCAUACAGGGCAACAACCUUCAAGUGCAGUCUGUUAACAACUCCAUCCAUGUAAAUUCAGUGGAGGUUCCAGAUUUUGAUCUUAUGGCAUCCAAUGGAGUGGUCCAUGUAGUGAAGACUAUACUAUAUCCACAAGAUCUGCCAGUUGGCAGUGAAGACAUAUUGAUUGUGCUGAAGAGACUCAUCAAAUACAUGCAGCUGAAGUUUGAAUCUGGAUUCACCUACCGUGAGAUUCCACUUACAUUCAUCAGGAGGACUAUAACUACACAUGUCAUUGAGAAAGGUCCCGAGAUCAAGGUCACAAGAGUUGUUGAAGGAGAACCAAGCAUCACCAAAGUUACAAGAGUGGUUGAAGGAGAACCAAGCAUCACAAAAGUUACAAGAGUGGUUGAAGGAGAACCAAGCAUCACCAAAGUUACAAGAGUGGUUGGAGAGCCAAGAGUCGCCAAAGUUACAAGAGUGGUUGGAGAGCCAAGAGUCGCCAAAGUUACCGGAAUACUUGAAGGAGAAACAAGCAUCACCAAAGUUACAAGAGUGGUUGAAGGAAAGCCGUCUGUUUCAAAGGUCACAAGGGUCAUUGAAACUCACAGUGCCUCAUCCGAUGGUGAAAUUGAUGCUGAGGGAGAACUCAAGAGAAUCAUGGGUGAAGAUAUAACCAAGCAUCAGACGUUUCAGAGUGGUGACGUACACAUGCUCCAGGAGGAAGACAUCAGACAAAUCACUGACGCAAUCUCUCAGGGAGGUGGACCAGGCAUCACCACUAUAACUAGAGUAAUCAAACCAGAGCCCAAGGUUGUUGAAAGCGAACCAGGGAUCACCACUUUAACCAGAGUAAUCAAAAAAGAGUCUCAGAUCACUGACGGUGCAUCAGGGGAAACCAGUAUUACCAGAGUAAUUAAACCAGAACCACAGAUCAUUGAAGUUCCAGAUUUCUCAAAGAUUGUAUCUUUGAAGGACAAUCCAGAUCUCUUUGAAUCAGAAACUGAGAGAAUCAGCAGAAUCAUUAAGGAGGGGCGUUUUAAAAAACGAGCCGCCAUCAGACAACCACAAGGAUCAAGACGAAGAAUGCGACUGGUCAGGCGUCACUCCAAACCAAGACAAUGAGAUGAAUGGACGCUCACUGUACCUGGAGAUCCAGCUUUAAGGGACGGUUUGGAGUAAUUUCAACCCUGGGUCCUUUGUACCAUGACCUCGAGCCAAAGUUAAAGUUAGAGCUUAUUGAGAGAUAUCAGCCGAAUGGCUUAGUGCAGGCGCUAGUGGAUCCAAGGUUGUAUCUCAUAAAUUAUUCCACUAUAAUAAUGCCUGGAAUACCAAAUUUGUACUGUAGCUUAAAUAGGUUUAACCUUGGAUCCACUAGCGCCUGCACUAAGCCAUUCGGCUGAUAUCUCUAAAUAAGCUCUAACUUUAAUAAUGUUCGACCAAGGGGAAAAAAAAAAGCUUCUGGGGGAUGUUUGGCUCGAGGUCUUGGUGCAAAGGACCAAUUACUCUGAGCCAUCCCUUUAAAUGAAAGACAGUGUUGUAGGACAGUGUGUUUGUCCUGAAAAUACACUUUUGCUACAAACCGCAUUGAAUGUUUACACUUUACAAACCAACGCAGUAAUAUCUUGGAUCUGUGUGGCAAACACCCCACUUCAACUCAGAUAAGGGGUACAUGAAAUGGUGGUGGUUACAAAGAGACGUUGCUCCUUUUUUUCCAGCUGUUUAUAUUGUUUCUUUGAAUAUAUACUGUACGAGUCUUGUCAUUGAGCUUUUGGUGCUUGCAUUCCGACACAUGAAUGCAGAUUUUAACUGUCCAUUAUUCAGCUGAAGUUCAUUUUUAUGAAUUCAUUCACUUCAAACUUUUUUUUUUCAUAGACAAGACUUUUCAUUUGUACAAAUUAAAAUCAUCAUCACAUUGAAAUAAGCCUCAAUGUAGCUAAAAUAAAUCAAUAAAACAAUUUCAUUUUAAAAGACAA
Messenger RNA from Pimephales promelas (fathead minnow), 3768 nucleotides. RefSeq names its product periostin, osteoblast specific factor a (gene postna). The record is from RefSeq and is a predicted model, not a curated record. NCBI's taxonomy places the organism in Eukaryota, Metazoa, Chordata, Actinopteri, Cypriniformes, Leuciscidae. Gene Ontology annotation, molecular function: cell adhesion molecule binding. Gene Ontology annotation, cellular component: extracellular matrix. Gene Ontology annotation, biological process: extracellular matrix organization; cell adhesion.